AGGCUUCAGGAUGCAGCUAUGGGCUGUGCUGCCAGCAUUGUUCUGCUUCAAGCCUUUCGUGCUGUGGUACAGAGGAACUGUCCUCAUAUUUGUAGGCGACGACAGGAGGAAUUGUCACAUGAAAUCCUGUCCCUGGAUAAUGAGGAUGAAAUGAGCCGACCCAGAACCCUCAUCAUCAUGCAAGAGAAGCCGAGACUUCUAGAGCCAUUGGAUUAUGAAUCUGUCAUCGCAGAGCUUGAGAAAACAUAUUCCAACGAUCCUCUUAAAGAUCUCAUAUUCUUCCCCAAUGAUGACUUUUCAACAGACACAGUUUCCUGGGAAAUUCGAACACUGUACUCAACUGUGCCAGAAGAUGCAGAGCACAAGGCAGAAAAUUUACUGGUGAAGCAGGCAUGUAAAUUUUACAGUUCCCAGUGGUACGUCGUAAACUACAAAUAUGAACGAUAUGCGGGGGACAUUCGACAUUUGCCACCAACAGAUUUCAGGCCAGAAAAACUUCCUUCACAUUCAUUUGAAGUGGACCAUGAAGAUGCUGACAAAGAUGAGGAUACUACUUCCCACUCAUCCUCAAAAGGAGGUGGAGGAGCAGGAGGAGGAACUGGAGUUUUCAAGUCUGGCUGGCUUUACAAGGGGAAUUUUAACAGCACCAUCAACAAUAGCAUCACUGUUCGGUCUUUCAAAAAACGCUAUUUCCAGCUAACUCAGUUGCCGGACAACUCCUACAUUAUGAAUUUUUACAAAGAUGAGAAAAUCUCCAAAGAACCCAAAGGCUGCAUAUUUUUGGAUUCUUGUACAGGUGUCGUGCAGAACAGCAGACUGAGAAAACACGCUUUUGAAUUGAAAAUGAAUGACCUGACAUAUUUCGUGCUGGCAGCUGAAACAGAGAUGGAUAUGGAUGACUGGAUUCACACACUGAACAAAAUCCUGCAAAUAAAUCCUGAAGGGACCCUUCAGGAAAGGAAGAGUGCUGAUCUCACAGAUCUCAGGCUGGAUGCUGUGGACAUUUCUCUGAAUUGUGAAUGUACUCCAGAGGAAGCUGAUUCUGCAGAGAACAGCAUGCAUCCUGAUUUUACAAAAUACAUGUCUGAAACAGAAGAAACAGUCAAAGUGUCUCGGAACAUGGAGAGGCUAAAUUUAUUCGCACUGGAUCCAGAAAUAGAUGCUUUAAAACUUCAGAAAAGAGAGUUUUCAGGAAAUGACUUGGUGAUCAAACCAUUUGAAGAAGAGGCUGCAAAACGAAUCAUGAUUACAUGUAAAUCCCUCAAUUUAAAUCUUCAAGCCUGUGUGACUGAAAAUGAAAAUGACCCCGUAACCAAUAUUGAACCUUUCUUUGUGAGUCUGGCCCUUUUUGAUACCAAGGACUGUAGAAAGAUUUCUGCAGAUUUUCAUGUGGAUCUCAACCACACCCUUGUUAGGCAGAUGGUUUCAGGGACUUCAGUUACCUUGGAAAAUGGAAACAUCGACUCCGGCAGCCCGAAGCACUCGGAAGAACCUCGGGUGAAGGGAUUUCCAGAACAAUGGCUGAAAUAUCCAAAGCAGGCUGUUUUCUCUGUAAGUAACCCACAUACUGAAAUCGUUUUGGUGGCCAAAAUAGAAAAGGUGCUCAUGGGAAAUAUUGCAAGUGGUGCUGAAGCUUAUAUUAAGAAUCCAGACUCCAAUAAGUGUGCCCAGAAAAUAUUAAAAAUGAACAGACAGUUCUGCAGCAAACUGGGGAAAUACCGGAUGCCAUUUGCUUGGGCCGUGAGAUCCGUGUUCAAGGAUAACCAAGGUAACAUAGACAGAGAUUCGAGAUUCUCUUCAUUAUACAGGCAGGAAAGUAGCAAGAUUUCAACCGAAGACCUGAUAAAAUUAAUAUCUGAAUACAGAAGGGUGGACAAGUUAAGUAAAACACAAACCAUUCCUGGAAGUCUGGAUAUUGGAGUUGACAGUGUCCCUUUGGAUCACCCAAAUUGUGUAACAUCAUCCUUUAUUCCCAUCAAGCCUUUCAAUGUGAUGGAGCAACAUGCACCUACAGUGGAAGUGGAAGAAUUUGUUCACGAUUUGACCAAGUAUUCCCGGCCUUACAGAGCGUACAAAAAUCAAAUUUAUAUCUACCCGAAACACCUCAAGUACGAUAGCCAAAAAUGUUUCAGCAAGGCACGUAAUAUAACUGUGUGUAUUGAGUUCCGAAACUCAGAUGAAGUGGGAGCCAAGCCAGUGAAGUGUAUUUAUGGAAAGCCUGGCGGACCUCUGUUUACUACUGCAGCAUUCACAGCCGUCCUUCACCAUUCACAGAAUCCGGACUUCUCUGACGAGGUGAAAAUUGAGCUGCCAACCCAACUCCAUGAGAAACACCACAUUCUCUUCUCAUUUUAUCAUGUCACCUGUGACAUAAAUGCAAAGGCUAAUGCCAAAAAGAAAGAAGCUCUGGAAACAUCAGUUGGAUAUGCUUGGCUUCCUUUGAUGAAAGGUGAUCAACUAGCAUCUCAAGAACAGACUAUUCCAGUAGCAACUAGUUUGCCUCCUAAUUAUUUGAGUCUUCAAGAUUCUGCAAGUGGAAAGAACAAUGGAAGUGAUAUUAAAUGGGUAGACAGUGGGAAACCACUUUUCAAAGUGUCAACAUUUGUUGUAUCAACAGUAAAUACUCAGGAUUCAAAUGUGAAUACAUUCUUCCAGCAGUGCCAAAAAAGGGAAAAAGAUCUCUCUCAACCACCUACCUCUAAUUUUGUCUUCGCUUGUAAGAAUUUGCUUAAUGUUGAGAAGAUUCAUGCAAUCAUCAGUUUUCUUCCUGUGACUCUGAAUCAGCUGUUUUGGGUUCUAGUACAGAAUGAAGAGGAUGAAAUUACCACAACUGUGACCAGGGUUCUGAGUUUUAUUGUGUCUAAGUGCCAUGAAGAACAGCUAGACCACUGUGUCCAGUCCUACAUAAAGUUUGUGUUCAAGACCAGGUCAUACAAUGAAAGAACUGUCCAUGAGGAACUGGCCAAGAAUAUGACUGGACUUCUGAAAUCUAAUGACUCGACAACAGUGAAGCAUGUUUUGAAGCAUUCUUCGUUCUUCUUUGCAAUUAUCAUAAAGUCAAUGGCCCAGCACUUGGUCGAGACCAAUAAAGUAGAGCUCCCUCGGACUCAAAGGUUUCCUGAAUCAUGCCAACAUGAAUUGGACACCCUUGUGAUGGUUCUGUCCGACCAUGUGAUUUGGAAAUACAAAGACGCCCUUGAAGAAACAAAAAGAGCAAACCAUAGUGUUGCCAGAUUCCUAAAGCACUGCUUUACAUUUAUGGACCGAGGAUUUGUAUUUAAGAUGAUCAACAGUUACAUAAGUAUGUUUUCUCCAAGUGAUCCAAAGAUCCUGUGCCAGUACAAAUUUGAUUUUCUUCAAGAAAUAUGCUAUCAUGAACAUUUUAUUCCACUGUGUCUCCCUAUCCAUUCAGCAAACAUUCCAGACCCUCUGACACCUUCAGAAUCAACACAAGAGUGGCACGCAUCGGAUAUGCCUGAAUAUACAGUCACAAAUGAAUUUUGCCGUAAACACUUCCUGAUUGGAAUACUGCUCCGCGAGAUUGGCUUUGCCCUUCAGGAAGACCAGGAUAUCAGACAUUUAGCUUUAGCUGUUCUUAAAAACCUAAUGGCCAAGCAUUCAUGCGAUGAUCGGUAUUCAGAAACAGAAAAACAGGCACAAAUAGCUACCUUGUAUAUGCCUGUCUAUGGCAUAAUUCUGGAUAACAUGCCAAGAAUUUACAUGAAGGACCUAUUUCCUUUCACAGUGAAUACGUCUAAUCAGGGCUCCAGAGAUGAUUUGAGUACCAAUGGAGGAUUUCAGAAUCAGACAGCUAUGAAGCAUGCAAACUCAGUGGAUACAUCAUUUUCUAAAGAUGUUUUGAAUUCUAUAGCAGCUUUUUCAUCAAUAGCUAUUUCUACAGUGAACCAUGCGGACUCCAGAGCUUCCUUAGCAAGCCUUGACUCCAACCCUAGUGCCAGUGAAAAAAGCAGCGAGAAAACUGACAACUGUGAAAAGAUUCCAAGGCCCUUGUCUUUGAUAGGAUCAACUCUUCGAUUUGACAAGUUAGAUCAAGCAGAAACCAGGAGCCUCCUUAUGUGUUUUCUUCACAUUAUGAAGACCAUUUCUGAAGAAACAUUGAUUUCCUACUGGCAAAGAGCACCGAGCUCAGAGAUUUCAGAUUUCUUCAGCAUCUUAGAUGUUUGCCUUCAAAAUUUCAGAUACUUAGGAAAAAGAAAUAUUAUAAGAAAAAUUGCUGCUGCAUUUAAAGUUGUUCAGGCUACCCAGAACAAUGGAACUCUUAAAGGGUCCAAUUCCUCCUUUCAGACCACAGGUCUCCUGCCACAAUGGAUGCAUUCUACUGCCAGUCACGAGGGACAUAAGCACCACAGAUCUCAAACAUUACCUAUAAUUCGUAGCAAAAAUGCACUCUCUAACCCCAAGCUCUUACAGAUGUUAGAUAGCACCAUGACCAGCAAUUCCAAUGAAAUAGACAUUGUGCACCAUGUAGAUAUUGAGGCCAAUAUUGCCACAGAGGUUUGUCUCACCGUUCUGGACCUACUGUGUCUCUACACUCAGUUACACCAGAGACAACUUCAGCAUUCUGAUCAUCAGAAUCCAUCGUUAAAAAGGGUCUUUGACACUUACUUGCUGUUUUUACAAGUCAAUCAGUCAUCGGUAGCCCUGAAGCAUGUUUUUGCAGCCUUGCGGUUGUUUGUAGGCAAGUUUCCUUCAGCCUUCUUCCAAGGACAGGCCGACCUCUGCGGGUCAUUCUGCUACGAAGUCCUAAAGUGCUGCAACCACAGAUCACGGUCCACUCAGACGGAAGCUUCAGCCCUCCUGUAUUUUUUUAUGAGGAAGAACUUCGAAUUUAACAAGCAGAAAUCAAUAGUCAGGUCCCACUUGCAGCUCAUCAAGGCUGUAAGUCAGCUGAUUGCUGAUGCAGGAAUUGGAGGAUCUCGGUUUCAGCAUUCCCUUGCAAUUACCAAUAACUUUGCUAAUGGAGACAAACAAAUGAAAAGUAAUAAUUUCCCAGCCGAGGUGAAGGACCUAACGAAACGCAUAAGGACAGUUCUGAUGGCCACGGCUCAGAUGAAAGAACACGAGAAAGAUCCAGAGAUGCUGGUGGACCUCCAGUACAGCCUUGCAAAUUCCUACGCAAGCACCCCUGAACUCCGACGGACAUGGCUUGAAAGUAUGGCCAAGAUACAUGCAAGAAAUGGAGAUUUAUCUGAGGCUGCUAUGUGUUAUAUCCAUAUAGCUGCCCUCAUUGCAGAAUACCUGAAAAGAAAGGGUUACUGGAAAAUGGAAAAGAUUUGCACAUCAACUGUGUUCCUGGAAGAUGCUCACAUCUGUGAUAGCAAUCAGUUACUAACAACUCACAAUGGAGGAAGUUUAUUCUCCAUGGGCUGGCCUGCUUUUCUGAGCAUUACCCCAAACAUUAAAGAAGAAGGAGCAAUGAAGGAAGAUUCAGGAAUGCAGGAUACCCCAUACAACGAGAACAUCCUGGUCGAGCAGCUGUACAUGUGUGUUGAGUAUCUUUGGAAGUCUGAAAGGUAUGAGCUCAUUGCUGAUGUCAACAAACCCAUCAUUGCAGUCUUCGAGAAGCAAAGAGAUUUCAAAAAGCUCUCCGAUCUUUACUACGACAUCCAUCGGUCCUACCUGAAGGUUGCAGAAGUGGUGAAUUCAGAGAAGCGGCUGUUUGGGCGUUAUUACCGGGUGGCAUUUUAUGGGCAGGCUGUGGGCUUUUUUGAAGAGGAGGAAGGUAAAGAAUACAUCUAUAAAGAGCCUAAACUGACAGGGCUGUCUGAGAUUUCGCAAAGACUGCUGAAACUCUAUGCAGAUAAAUUUGGAGCAGAUAAUGUGAAGAUAAUCCAGGAUUCCAACAAGGUGAACCCCAAGGAUUUGGAUCCAAAAUUGGCCUAUAUCCAAGUGACCUACGUUACGCCUUUCUUUGAGGAGAAGGAAGCUGAAGACCGAAUGACUGACUUUGAAAUGCAUCACAACAUCAACCGCUUUGUGUUCGAAACUCCUUUUACACUCUCGGGCAAGAAACAUGGAGGAGUAGAGGAGCAAUGCAAGAGACGAACGAUUUUGACAACAAGCCACCUAUUCCCCUAUGUGAAGAAGAGAAUACAAGUCAUUAACCAGAUGAGUACGGAACUCAACCCUAUUGAGGUAGCAAUAGACGAGAUGACCAACAAAGUUGCUGAACUUAAACGGCUUUGUACAAUGGAAGAAGUCGACAUGAUCAGACUACAACUCAAACUUCAGGGAAGUGUCAGUGUGAAGGUAAACGCUGGGCCAAUGGCUUAUGCCCGAGCUUUUCUUGAAGAAACAAAUGCAAAGAAAUACCCUGAUAAUCAAGUAAAACUUUUGAAGGGAAUUUUCAGGCAAUUUGCAGAGACCUGUGGAUGUGCUCUUGGUGUGAAUGAGCGUUUAAUUAAAGAAGACCAACUAGAAUAUCAAGAAGAAAUGAAGUCUCAUUAUAACGACAUGCUCCAUGAACUCUCCGCGAUCAUGAAUGAGCAGAUUUCUUGCAAGGAGGACCUAUCAAAGCACAGAGUGGACCCAUCUUAUACUGGAGCAAUCAGUAGAACAAGCACAACGAUGCAUGGUACAUCAGUUUCAUCCAGCACCGACAUAUGAUGGAAAUUUCAGAGAUAUUAGACUGAACUCUACAGGACUUUUAGAACUUUAAGCUGAUCAUCAAAUAUCAUGGUGAACUAGGAGAAACGAAGGUGAUUUUAAUUUAUUUCAACUCUUCACAGUGUUAAUAUUUUUUACAUUGCUAGCUUGAGAAUUUCGCUUGUCCCAGUAUUUGCACUUUUCCUCUGGUAUUUGUUACUGAGCGAUGUUUAUGAAGCCAGGCUGAAUAUGUGCUAUGAAUUCCCAUGAAUGUGUAGUUUAACAGCAAGCCGUAAGUUUGCUGUAAAUUAUACGUAUAUGUAUCAAAUACUGGGUCCUAGUACACAUAUUUUAAAGGUAAAAGUGAAUGUUUUAUAACAGUUAAGCAUAUUUCGAUUGUAAAUAGAAGAUGUGUAAAAUAUGUCAUUUUUACAAAAUUUAAAAGAACCUUUUUAGUUAAUACUUAGGACAAUACUAAAAUAUACGGAUAACAUUUCAAAUACAACUAUAUUAAAAUAUUUGUGUAUGUGUACAAAAAUAUGGAAUUUUUUUUUUACGUUUGGUCACUUUAUUGUAACAUAUAUGCCCAGAGCAACAGUGAGUGAUUAAAUGACCUUGGAAUUUGUUUGUUAAUGCAAAUAAAAAUACCCGUCCUUUG
Messenger RNA from Tachyglossus aculeatus (Australian echidna), 7264 nucleotides. RefSeq names its product dedicator of cytokinesis 10 (gene DOCK10). The transcript has 57 exons. Gene Ontology annotation, biological process: dendritic spine morphogenesis; positive regulation of GTPase activity; regulation of cell migration. Gene Ontology annotation, molecular function: guanyl-nucleotide exchange factor activity. The record is from RefSeq and is a predicted model, not a curated record. NCBI's taxonomy places the organism in Eukaryota, Metazoa, Chordata, Mammalia, Monotremata, Tachyglossidae. The coding region runs from base 19 to 6627 and encodes 2202 amino acids.